UCCAAGUCGAUUAUAAUUCAACUAACUUUCAUGGACAAGUACCCCAUAUCAUUUGAUUAACUUUCUAUUCUAAUAAAAUAAUAUAGCAAAUAAUUAACAGCUAAUCGUCUAGUCAUGCCAAUCUACUUUUUCUUGUCUUUUUUUUUUCUUUCCAAAUUGGGGAAGGUGGGGAUUCAUGUGGCUGAGGAGUGACUCAGCUACCCAGACCAACAAGCCUCUCAACAAUGGCUUCCAAAGCAACCUCAGUAUCCUUGAAUUUGCUGCUUCUUCUGCUUGUCUCAGCCACCGCGGUCUCUCAAUGGAUUGUCCAAACUCUUCCAGGCUACCCCGGUGAAUUACCCUUUAAACUUGAAACUGGAUACAUAAGUGUGGGCAAUGUGGAAUUCUUCUACUAUUUUGUUGAGUCGGAAGGGAAUCCGGGAGCUGAUCCUCUUAUACUCUACAUGAAUGGAGGCCCUGGGUGUUCCGGUUUAAAUGGAUUCCUUUACCAGAUCGGCCCAUUAAAAUUCAAUAUCACUGAUUACAUUGGGGGCCUACCAACAUUAAUAUACGAACCAAACACAUGGACGAAGACUGCCAACAUAAUAUUUUUAGAUUCUCCUGUGGGUGCUGGCUUUUCAUAUGCGACAACUGCGGAGGCUUGGAACUCAUCAGACUCAAAAUCGGCUUCACAAAACUAUGAGUUUCUAAGAAAUUGGUUGGGCCUACACCCAGAUUUUCUGACCAAUCCAGUCUUUCUUGGAAGCGAUUCAUAUGCAGGACUAACUACUCCAAUUCUUGCUCAACAUAUAAUAAAUGGCAAUGAAGCAGGAAUUAUGCCUCAUGUGAAUCUGAAAGGAUUCUCGAUUGGAUGCCCACAUACAAAUACAGAUCUAGAAACGAACGCAAGGGUCACAUAUGCACACCGGAUGGCUUUAAUAUCGAACGCUAUGUAUGAGUCAGCCAAAAGUAGUUGCCAUGGGAAUUACGCUGUUUCCACCAAUGCAAACUGCACCGAGGCACUUUCAGCAAUAGCCCAGUGCAUCAAGCUAAUAAGCGAAUCAAAUAUAUUGGAGCCCAACUGUGCUUCCUUGUCACCAAAAGCUGAAGAAGAAAGAGCUCCAAGAUCUCUCACAGAAAACUCUCAAAAUUUCAUUCUACCAUCGCCUAUAACAACUGCUGACUUUUGGUGCAAAAAUUUUGAAUAUUUGCUGAUGGACAUAUGGGGAAAUUAUAGAAGUGUCCAAGAUGCUCUUCAUGUUCGAAAGGGCACAGUCGCAGAGUUCUUUAGGUGCAACCUCAACAUCACCGAUGCCAAGCAUUACACAUAUGACAUCACUGAUGUUGUCCCAUACCAUAAAAAUCUCACUCAUACAGGCUUGCAAAUCCUGGUCUUCAGUGGCGAUCAUGACAUGGUUGUACCACAUAACGGUAUUGAGCAAUGGAUAAAUGCUCUAGACCUAACGGUGGAUGUUGAUUGGAGACCUUGGUUUGUUACUGGUCAAGUUGCAGGGUACACGAUCAAAUAUACAAAUGACGGAUACCGCUUGACAUACGCGACUAUAAAGGGAGCUGGACACUCGCCACAAGAGUACAAACGCAAGGAAUGUUAUGACAUGUUUUGUAGAUGGAUCCACUACUAUCCUCUUUAGCUUUUUAGUUUUUAGUUUUUAGUUUUUUUCAAUUCUCAAUGUUUCUGAACGAGUGUUAUAUAUUAUUCUAUAUAGUAAAAUUGGGAGUCUUCUAUGUAAUAAGUUCUCGUGAGAUAACAUUAAUAUUUCUCAUGAGAGAAUUAUUAUUAAAAAGUGUUAUGAAU
Molecule: messenger RNA, 1795 nt
Organism: Corylus avellana
Lineage: Eukaryota; Viridiplantae; Streptophyta; Magnoliopsida; Fagales; Betulaceae
Source: RefSeq, a predicted model, not a curated record